AUGGCACCACGGGGUGACACCCUGGGCGUCCAGUACGCGAAGAACAUGCAGCACUUUGGAUGCGGUGUUGCACUUUUCCAACCAAUCUCAGCAGGGGAUAUGAAUCCGCCAUGCGUCGGUUACCUAGAGAAGGAUGGAAGGUGGAAUCAUAUCGCCAACAUUACUUGGCAAGAGUCGGACGGAAGCAUGCAAGCUGAUGCCACUGGUGGAGGCUUGAACGUCAGCAGAGGGCAUGAAUUCAAACCACUCAAGCGUGCGCCGAGAAAGAUGGAGCAGCUAGGCAUUGAGUGGAGGCCUCGAACUAGCCAAGGUGUAAGGCAGUGGACUGUAGAUGCGAGUGGAAACACGCCUAGCACUCUCCCUGUCGGUGCUGAUGCCCGCAUCAAAUACAAAUCAAAGGAUAGUUUUGGUGCCGUCCUCAUCGCCCAGAAACCCAUCACUCUAACCUCAUACAACGACGAGACUCUCUUCCAAUCAUGGCUCAGUGCCAACAAAGCUCUUCUCUCCUCCUCCCACGGUCCUCAGCUUCGACGCCAUGGUCUACGCAUUAUUACUAGGACUUACACAUCUCCGAGUUGUAGCAUCAACGCGUGGGAAGAUAAGGACAAAGAAGCCAACAUGAGCGUGAAGGCGAAAGCGAAUAUGAUGGGCGAGCUCGGAGGCGACUUGGACUGGACAGACAAGUUGACUGAUAAGGAUUGGAGUCAUUACUCUGGCAAGGACAAAGGGGAUACGGUGGUGGUGUUCUUCGAUGGCAUUGAAGUACCUGCCUGGGAGUGGUGGCUCGAAGGUCUCAGGACCAGCAUGGGCAAAAGAGGUCCAGUGAAAGAGAGGAUUGCAUCGAGUUCUGCUAACACGCAAAGCGUCGGGCGUCCAGACAAUAUGAUACGUGCACACAGCUAUUCGGCUGCGGACUCGCCUGUGGACGAGCGGGCUCUGCUUACUGAAGAUCUUUGGGGCUCCGACACCCCAUUGCGGAUGCACAGUCCACUCAGCGGCCGGAGUCCUUCACGAGGACGGCAGGUCAAGUCCGAGAAAGCGGAAAGCCCGAGAAGCAUCUCCACUCCUACAAGGCUGUCCAAGUAUCUCGCUUAUGAUGAGAAUCCAGCUCUCCCAGUGCAAAGGGCUAAGGCUGUACCUGUACCGAAUCAGAGGCUCAGUAUGAUGUCCACCGCUACUUCCAACUCGAGUGCCAGUACCAGAGCGCAAAGCCUGAGGGUCAAUGGCUACGAGACGAGUCCACCGGCUGCCAUGCACAGGGGUGAGCUGCAGAGGAAGACUGGUUCGCCGUCUUUGAGACUUCCUACUUGA
Molecule: messenger RNA, 1311 nt
Organism: Letharia columbiana
Lineage: Eukaryota; Fungi; Ascomycota; Lecanoromycetes; Lecanorales; Parmeliaceae
Exons: 3
Coding region: 1-1311 (436 amino acids)
Source: RefSeq, a predicted model, not a curated record